CAGAGUGAAACAAACAUGGCGACAGAAUGGAGCGGGCAACAAGGCUACAUUCUAACUCUAAUCGUUUUCCUGUGGAGUGCGGUCGGGGGACGCACAGAGACAGCUACGUCGAGUGUCAGCAACAGCGGGAGCCAAGUGCUUGGUAUGCGGCUGGAGAGAAGCGACAAACCGGCCACGACCACUGACGACGGGGUCAUACAGGUAACGGAGGAGAGCACAGUGCAGCUCCGGUUCUACGGUGUGCAGCUCAACUCAGGCACCUGGUCGCAGAUCCGCUUCACGGAACGAGGGGAAGGGGGAGAGGAGGGUGGAAACAAUAAUAUUUUUGACGACACGCCUAACAGGACUUGUGUUGAUUUCACCAAAGACUUCAGCAUCGCUAACUACAUGAACAUCAGUAGCCGGGGGACCACAGGGGUGCUCAGCAUAAACGUUAAGCCGCUUCGCAAGAGCGAGCCGAAGAAGGAGUACGGGUUGUGCAUCAGGAGUUUGACGGAUGGUAGGUGGGCUCUGCUUGGGGAUAGCGACGGGAGACUUAGGGUGGUGGAGGGGGAUAAAACUCUUCUCCCCCUGUGGUUCCAGAUAAUCCUCAUAUCCUGCCUGUUGGUGCUAUCCGGCAUGUUCAGCGGGCUGAACCUGGGGCUCAUGGCACUGGACCCGAUGGAGCUCCGUAUAGUCCAGAGCUGUGGCUCAGAGAAGGAGAAGAAAUACGCCCGCAAAAUUGAGCCUAUCCGCAGCAAGGGGAACUACCUUCUCUGUUCGCUGCUGCUCGGCAACGUCCUGGUCAACACGACACUCACUAUCCUCCUGGACGACCUGAUUGGCUCUGGGCUCGGGGCCGUGGUUGCCUCAACAGUGGGUAUCGUGAUCUUUGGUGAGAUCGUCCCGCAGGCUCUGUGCUCUCGCCACGGGCUGGCAGUCGGCGCCAACACCAUCCAGGUGACCAAGUUCUUCAUGUUGCUCACUUUCCCCCUCUCCUUCCCUGUCAGCAAGCUCUUGGACGUGCUUUUAGGCCAGGAGAUCGGCACUGUGUACAACCGCGAGAAGCUCGUGGAGAUGCUGAAGGUGACGGAGCCAUACAAUGACCUGGUCAAAGAGGAGCUCAACAUGAUCCAGGGAGCCCUGGAGCUCCGGAACAAGACGGUCGAGAGUGUGAUGACGCCGUUGGCCCACUGCUUCAUGAUCCAGAACGACGCCGUCCUGGACUUCAACACCAUGUCAGAGAUCAUGGAGAGCGGAUACACGCGCAUCCCCGUGUUCGACGAGGAGCGCUCCAACAUUGUGGACAUUCUGUACGUGAAGGACCUGGCCUUUGUGGACCCUGACGACUGUACCACCCUGAAGACCAUCACCAAGUUCUACAACCACCCGGUCCACUUUGUGUUCCACGACACACGGCUGGACUCCAUGUUGGAGGAGUUCAAGAAAGGAAAAUCUCACCUGGCCAUUGUUCAGAAGGUGAACAACGAGGGGGAGGGGGACCCGUUCUACGAGGUGCUGGGAUUGGUCACCUUGGAGGACGUGAUUGAGGAAAUCAUCAAAUCAGAGAUCCUGGAUGAGUCUGACCUUUAUACUGACAAUAGGCACAGAAAGAAGGUGGACCCUAACAAAAGAAUGCGUGACUUCUCAGCAUUUAAACAAACGGACAAUGAGUGCAAGGUGAAGAUAUCCCCUCAACUGAUGUUGGCUGCGCAUCGCUUCCUGGCUACAGAGGUGAGUCUUUUCAGUCCAUGUCAGAUCACAGAGAAGGUGUUACUGAGAAUCCUGAGACACCCUGACGUCAUCCAGGAGAUCAAAUUCAACGACAGUGACAAGCGCUCCUCUCAACACUACAUCUACCAGAGAGGCAAACCUGUCGACUACUUCAUACUCAUUCUCCAGGGGAGAGUGGAGGUGGAGGCUGGGAAUGAGAACAUGAAGUUUGAGACAGGACCCUUCUCCUACUACGGUGUCAUGGCUCUUAGCACACAGUCACUGGCCGUCACUCCCCCUCUCUCCCCCUCAGUGACGUCCCCCCCUCCACGACGCCUCUCUCUAAAGAGAUUCUCUCUGUUCUCUCGCUUGUCAGAAUUCCGUUCUCCUACUCACGGCAGCAGCCUGAAUCGCUCGGCGUCCCUGAGCUGCACUGAGCGUGGUGCUCCAGGAGAAUGCGGCUCUUUAAACACUAGCAGCACACAGCUCACCGUCUGCCAGUACACGCCAGACUUCUACGUUCGAGCCCUCACUGACCUGCAAUAUGUCAAGAUCACUCGUUCCCAGUACCAGAACGGUCUUCUGGCGUCCCGGCUGGACAGCACACCCCAGUCGCCUGAGGGGGGUCACCCUCGCCUGGACAGCACCUCCGCAACGCCCAACACCCCCCCAGCCUUUCCCCGCACCCCACUCCCCCUGGCAACGCCGCCCUUUAAACGUCCGCCAGCCCUUCCCCAGCCUCCGACCCCAACCAACCGCACCCCCAUACCCCACACAACCACACCCACCCAAGUCAACCCCCGCUCAGUGCUGCCCCAAUCCACCCCCCCUCCCACUAAAGGAACCCCGCUGCCCCAGUCCACCCCCCCUCCCAAUAAAGAUACCCCUCUGCCUGAGACACACUCUCCCCCCAUCUCCAGUGCACGUACCCCUCACCCGCCUCCCCCUUCCUCCUCUUCACUCUCCCAUCCAACCCCAACCUCUCUCCCGCCAAAAUCUCCCCCUUCGAUGAGGCCAGGUGUGGAAAAUGGGCCAGGGGAGACGGCCUCUCUGCUGUCAGAGCAGCCACAGAACUGCCUGGGCGGUACGCGCCGGCCCAGCCACCCACAAACACACGCACAACAUCCUCACACGCACGUGCACACCAUAAGUCACGCACACACAGAGAGCACCAUCUGACAUUAACCCCCACGGGGGGUUUAAGAUUUAAAGAAGUAAGGAUGUACACACACACACACACACACACACACACACACACACACACACACACACACGCGCGCGCGCGUUCUAUCGGGUGAGGACUGGCACUUACCCUGGAGCACUGGAAGAUUCUAAGGGGCAACAUGCAUUGUGGGUAUCCUCACACCCCAGUACUUCCUCCCUCAACCCACCACCCCGGCCAUCCGUCCCCCCACCCCCA
Molecule: messenger RNA, 3112 nt
Organism: Esox lucius (northern pike)
Lineage: Eukaryota; Metazoa; Chordata; Actinopteri; Esociformes; Esocidae
Product: metal transporter CNNM4
Exons: 8
Coding region: 16-2871 (951 amino acids)
Biological process (GO): magnesium ion homeostasis; magnesium ion transport
Cellular component (GO): plasma membrane
Molecular function (GO): sodium ion transmembrane transporter activity; magnesium ion transmembrane transporter activity
Source: RefSeq, a predicted model, not a curated record